GAUGCCAUUGAUUGAAACACAAAACUUGAGAGAUAGAGCAGAGCACCGAAAUGGGGCUAUGGAAGCAGUAAACAAUUGAGUGUUUGCUGAUCAAAAAAAUGUUUGAGUAUGUGAGAAAGGAAGCCAGAGAAAGAGAAAGAGAAAGAGAAAGAAAGAUUAAGAGAUGGAAAUACAGAGAGAGAUUCGAGAGGGAGAUGAGUGAAAAUUAUUGUGUCUUGGAGAAACUGAAUCAUCUAAUGAUCAGUAAGGCGUGCAAUUUGACCGCAGAUCAGAUUGAUCAUCUCGACUCUUUUUAUCACCGGCUAAGAUUCCUAGCAAUCGUUCUCAAGGAUAUGGACGAGAAGCAGCAGCAGCAUGAGAUGAACUAUGAAGCUAAAAGCCUGUCGAUGCAAAUUUAUUAUGUGAUCUGCAAGACAAGACAACUCGUCCGUUCUUUUGAUGUUGAAGUUUCAGGGCAGAGGGACAGUUUUUUUGAUAUUUUUUUUGGCAUAAAUAUCAUGGAAGAGAUUGAGACGAUCGAGGCAAAAGUGGUGCAGUUUUAUGACCAGAUAUAUCAGAUCCAACUCCUACAAGAUGAGAAGUCCUUCAAUGAUGGAGUCCAAUCGUCAAUGUCAACGGAGAACAGAACCACGGUAGAGGAAGAAAUUAUGGUGGGCUUUGAUGAUGAGGCGUUGACUAUAGAAGAGCGACUUAUUGCUGGAGGAGGGAAGAGGCAGCUACAAAUGAUAAAAGAGCGACUUAUUGCUGGAGGGAAGAGGCAACUACAAAUGAUAAAAGAGCGACUUAUUGCUGGAGGGAACAAGCUGCUACAAAUGAUAAAUUCGUCAACGUCAAUGCCAAUGCCAAUGUCAAUGUCAAUGGGGAACAGAACCAUGGUAGAUGAAGAAAUUACAGUGGGCUUUGAGGAUGAUGCGUUGGCUAUAAAAGAGCUACUUGCUGGAGAGAACCAGCAGCUACAAAUGAUAUCAAUUGUUGGGAUGCCUGGACUUGGUAAGACUACUUUAGCCAGAAAAUUGUACAAUGAUCCUUACAUCACAUACUACUUUCAUAUUCGUGCAUGGACCUAUGCUUCUCAAUUACCCACAAAAAGAGAUAUGUUGUUGGACAUUUUACGUUCUUUUAAUGUCGUCUUUACCGAUGAAAUUAUAAACAUGACCAAUGAGAAGCUAGGUGAAAAGUUGUACAAGCAAUUAAAAGGCAACAAAUAUCUCAUUGUCAUUGAUGAUUUAUGGGAUAUUGGUGCCUGGGUCGAUCUUAAAAUGUAUUUCCCCAAUGACAACAAUGGAAGUAGAGUUAUGUUCACUAGUCGCCUCAAAGAGUUGGCUAUGCAUGCCUCACCUGAUUGCCAUCCUCAUUGUCUGCGUUUUCUCACUGAAGAAGAGAGUUGGGAGUUGUUACAACAGAAGGUGUUUCAAAAUGAAAGUUGCCCUCCAGAACUGAUUAUAAUUGGGAAGGAAAUAAUGAAAAAAUGUGCAGGGCUUCCACUUGCAAUUGUUGUAAUAGCAGGACUUCUUGCAAGGAACAUCAAGACACAAGAGUCAUGGAAACAAGUUGCCCAAAGUGUAAGCUCAUACAUUGUCAGUGAUCCAAACCAGUACUUGGACACACUAGCACUGAGUUACAAUCACUUGCCUCACCACUUGAAACCAUGCUUUCUCUAUUUAGGAGCAUUUCCAGAAGAUCAAGAAAUCUCGGUGCAGAAAUUAAUUUGGUUAUGGAUAGCUGAGGGGUUCAUACAAAAAAUUGAGCAGAAAAGCUUGGAGGAAGUAGCAGAGGGUUACUUAAUGGAUCUAAUUCAGAGAAGUCUGGUAAUUGUUGCUCAAAACAGGUUUGAUGGUCGAAUUAAAACAUGUCGCAUGCAUGAUUUGUUGCGUGAUUUAUGCUUGAAGAAAGCCAGAGAAAUUAAUUUCCUAAAGUGGAUUCACAAUUAUGAUGAUGCUUAUCCUCCUCCGCCAAGUAAUUACAAAGCAAAUAACCAAUGUCGCCUGUGUUUCGGUUUUGACUUCUUGGAAAAAUGUGAUCAUGUUCUCUUAGAGUCUUAUUCCCCAUUAGUUGUUCAAUCAUUAUUGUGCUUCAGAAAUAAGUCUGGGAUAGAAAUUAGGUACGGCGACAGUGGGUUUGGUGAUGUGUUCUCGUUUAUUUGUUGCAACUUCAAACUUCUUAGAGUGUUGGACGUAUGGUACAUCAACGCCUUCUUUUCAAGAGAAUUAACACAACUAGUUAAUUUGAGGUAUUUGGCAAUUAAUUUGCUAGGUCGCCAUGAAUUAUCGCCAUCAAUAUCCAAUCUCUCAAACCUAGAAACACUUAUUAUUAUUUGUACACAACGGAGGGAGGUUAUUCUGCCAUGUAAUGUUUGGAAUAUUGCAAAAUUGAGGAAUUUUUAUGCUAAAGGACGAGCAACAUAUGCUGCAUCUUUAUGUUCUGAAGAAGUAGUAACAGAUCACAACCAUCCCUAUAUAUUAGAAAACCUACGAACCAUCGCAAACUUAGACCAUUAUGGAUCUAUUCAGGAUUUAUUGGCAAGAACUCCUUAUCUUACAAAGUUGGGAAUUUGUGGACAACUGAUUUCAGGUUCGGGGAAUUCAAUGUUUCCUAAUCUAGAAUUUUUAGGACACCUUGAGACUUUGAAGCUACAAAACAAUUAUUUAACCAGUAACCCAACUACUCUCGGAGAGGUCAAGUUCCCCGCAAAUAUUAGAAGGCUAACCUUGAAAAAUACAGGGAUAGAGUGGGAGGAGAUAUCAGUCCUUGGGAUGAUGUUACCCAACCUUGAGCUUCUCAAAUUAGAAAAUGAUGCUGCCCGGGGACAGCAAUGGGCAACAACUGAUGGUGGGUUUCCUCGACUCAAAUUCUUGAAACUGAGGAGCCUCAAUGUUGAGCGAUGGAUCACCUGCUCUGAUCACUUUCCAAGCCUUCAACACUUAUCGUUGGGAUGCUGUCAUUUUCUCGAGGAAAUACCAUCUAGUUUGGGGGAGAUACUCACUCUGCAGCUGAUGGAGGUAAACAGUUGUCGCACUGUUGAGGAAUCUGUCAGGAAAAUUAAGGAAGAGCAAGAGAGCAUUGGAAAUAAUUGGUUGAAAGUGCUGAUUAGGGAACGGUGGACCUGUGCGUACAACUUCUAAAGGAUGAAGAUUGUCUUGCUUAUGGCUUCCCUCCCUUGUUCUGAAUCAAACAGAAAUGGUGUUUUCAAAGGUGCUAUCAGAGAAAAUGUACCAAUUAGAGAUUGAGUGUUUGAUUGCGCUAGAAAUUGCUAGUUAAGUGUGCUUGUUAUGUAAUAUAACUGUUUGUGAGUGCUUAUCUGUAAUAUCUAACUACUGAAUUCACCCAAAAAAAUAUAUAACUACUGUUUGUGUGGAAA
This is a messenger RNA of Camellia sinensis, 3358 nucleotides long. Its product is annotated as putative late blight resistance protein homolog R1A-3. Gene Ontology annotation, molecular function: ADP binding. Gene Ontology annotation, biological process: defense response to other organism. The record is from RefSeq and is a predicted model, not a curated record. Lineage: Eukaryota; Viridiplantae; Streptophyta; Magnoliopsida; Ericales; Theaceae.